AUGGCUGCUGCAGCUUUGCAAUUUGCUGGACUGAUCCUUGGCGGCAUUGGUGCAGUUGGGACUUUUGCCAUUACUGGCAUGCCUCAGUGGAGAGUGACUGCCUUCAUUGAGAACAACGUUGUGGUUUUUGAAACCAUCUGGGAAGGCCUCUGGAUGAAUUGCAUAAGGCAAGCUUCCAUCAGGAUGCAGUGCAAGGUGUAUGACUCCCUCCUGGCCUUGUCCCCUGACCUCCAGGCUUCGAGAGGCCUGAUGUGUGCAGCUUCUGCUUUGGCAUUCCUUGCUUUUGCUGUGGCCAUUCUUGGUAUGAAGUGCACCCAGUGCACGGGAAAUGAUGACCGAAUCAAGGGAUAUAUUUUGCUGGCGGGUGGCAUCACUUUCAUUUUGUCUGGCAUCAUCGUGCUUAUCCCAGUGUGCUUUGUUGCCCAUAACAUCAUCCGAGACUUCUACAAUCCAGUUGUCACAGUAGCUCAGAAGCGAGAGCUCGGGGAAGCCCUUUACAUAGGGUGGGUAUCCGCCUUUUGUCUCGUGGCUGGAGGGGCAGUGUUUUGCUGUUUCUGCAAGUGCAAUGAGAAAACCAGAAGCUAUCGGUAUUCGGUGCCUUCGCAACCCACAGCUUACCGCAGCCACAACAUCCAAAGAAGAGCUGAGAGUUCCUACUCUAAAAGUCAAUAUGUUUAG
This is a messenger RNA of Varanus komodoensis (Komodo dragon), 678 nucleotides long. RefSeq names its product claudin-8-like. NCBI's taxonomy places the organism in Eukaryota, Metazoa, Chordata, Lepidosauria, Squamata, Varanidae. Gene Ontology annotation, biological process: bicellular tight junction assembly; cell adhesion. The record is from RefSeq and is a predicted model, not a curated record. Gene Ontology annotation, cellular component: plasma membrane; bicellular tight junction. The transcript has a single exon. Bases 1 to 678 code for a protein of 225 amino acids. Gene Ontology annotation, molecular function: structural molecule activity.